Messenger RNA from Mus musculus (house mouse), 12692 nucleotides. RefSeq names its product syntaxin binding protein 5-like (gene Stxbp5l). Gene Ontology annotation, cellular component: cytoplasm; membrane; neuronal dense core vesicle. The coding region runs from base 461 to 4111 and encodes 1216 amino acids. The record is from RefSeq and is a predicted model, not a curated record. Lineage: Eukaryota; Metazoa; Chordata; Mammalia; Rodentia; Muridae. The transcript is spliced from 29 exons. Gene Ontology annotation, biological process: positive regulation of secretion by cell.
CCCAGGGACACCCGUGCUGUCCCAUCGCGGCUUGCCCUCACACCUGUGCGCACGCCUGUGUGUGUGUGUGUGUGUGUGUGUGUGUGUGUGUGUGUGUGUGUGUGUGUGUGCCUGUGCAAGAGGGAGAGCGCGCCCGCGCAGCUGUCUGAGGUGCGUGUGGCUUCCCGGCUGUCUGUGAGGGCUCCAGGGCUCGUAGCCCGCGGUGGUAGCCUCAGCGCCCUGCUUGGCUGGGAGGGAGCGAGAGAGCCAGCUCUGCGCGCCCCGCAGGCUGAGGCGGGACUCGGGCCGCAGGCGUCACCGCCUCACAUCCCCCGGAGAGCCGCUGCUGUGCAGAGGGGGAGCCGGGCGGGGAGGGGACACGGGAGACCAGAGGCGGGAGAGGGGCAGAAGAGAGGAGCUGGGGACAGGUGGAGGCAGGCGGUCCCCGCUCGCCCCUCCCGUCGGCUGUGGCCUGUUUAAAAUGAAGAAGUUUAAUUUCCGAAAAGUUUUGGAUGGCUUAACUGCCUCUUCCCCUGGCAGUGGUAGCAGCAGUGGCAGUAACAGUGGUGGGGCUGGAAGUGGCUCUGUCCAUCCAGGAGGGACUGCAGGGCUUCCGAGAGAGGAAAUUCAGGAAAGCCUGACUUCAGACUAUUUCCAGAUUUGCAAGACAGUUCGGCAUGGGUUUCCUUAUCAGCCCACAGCAUUGGCCUUUGAUCCAGUCCAGAAAAUCUUAGCUAUUGGAACAAGAACAGGUGCUAUACGAAUACUUGGGAGGCCUGGUGUUGACUGUUACUGCCAACAUGAAAGUGGUGCGGCUGUCUUGCAGCUCCAAUUCCUCAUCAAUGAGGGCGCGUUGGUCAGUGCGAGUUCAGAUGACACGCUUCAUUUGUGGAAUCUGAGACAGAAAAGGCCGGCCAUUCUCCAUUCUCUUAAAUUUAACAGAGAACGAAUUACUUACUGUCAUCUACCUUUCCAGAGUAAAUGGCUCUAUGUUGGAACAGAAAGAGGAAAUACACAUAUUGUAAAUAUUGAAUCUUUCAUUCUUUCUGGAUAUGUCAUCAUGUGGAACAAGGCAAUUGAACUCUCCACCAAGACUCAUCCAGGCCCAGUUGUACAUUUAAGUGAUAGCCCAAGAGAUGAAGGAAAACUGUUAAUAGGUUACGAGAAUGGCACUGUGGUGUUCUGGGACUUGAAAUCUAAAAGAGCAGAACUGAGAGUUUAUUAUGAUGAGGCUAUUCAUUCAAUUGAUUGGCAUCAUGAGGGCAAACAAUUCAUGUGCAGCCACUCAGAUGGUAGCUUGACUUUAUGGAACCUGAAAAGCCCAAGCCGCCCUUUCCAAACCACAGUCCCACAUGGAAAAAGUCAAAGAGAAGGAAGAAAGUCUGAGUCUUGUAAACCUAUUCUUAAAGUAGAAUACAAAACGUGCAGGAACAGUGAACCAUUUAUAAUAUUCUCUGGCGGGCUGUCAUAUGACAAAGCUUGCAGAAGACCAAGUUUAACCAUCAUGCAUGGGAAAGCAAUUACAGUGCUUGAGAUGGAUCAUCCUAUUGUUGAGUUUCUAACGUUAUGUGAAACGCCCUAUCCAAAUGAAUUUCAAGAACCCUAUGCUGUUGCUGUACUUCUAGAGAAAGAUCUCAUCGUAGUUGACCUGACACAAACCAAUUUUCCAAUCUUUGAAAAUCCAUAUCCAAUGGACAUUCAUGAGUCACCUGUUACAUGCACAGCAUAUUUUGCCGAUUGCCCUCCAGAUUUGAUUCUAGUACUCUAUUCUAUAGGAGUCAAGCAUAAAAAACAAGGAUACAGUAAUAAGGAAUGGCCAGUCAGUGGAGGAGCUUGGAACCUCGGAGCACAAACUUAUCCAGAAAUUAUUAUUACUGGUCAUGCUGAUGGAACAAUAAAAUUUUGGGAUGCUUCAGCAAUGACACUGCAGAUGUUGUACAAGCUAAAAACUUCCAAAGUGUUUGAAAAGCAGAAGGCAGGAGAAGGCAAACAGACGUGUGAACUUGUAGAGGAAGAUCCCUUUGCUGUGCAGAUGAUCUACUGGUGUCCAGAGAGCAGAAUAUUUUGUGUCUCUGGAGUCUCUGCAUAUGUCAUAAUUUAUAAAUUCAGCAGACAUGAAGUCACAACAGAAAUAGUGUCACUAGAGGUACGACUUCAGUGUGAUGUUGAAGACAUUAUUACUCCUGAGCCAGAAACAAGCCCUCCAUUUCCAGAUCUCUCCUCUCAACUUCCUCCUUCAAGGAGUCUUUCUGGAAGCACUAAUACUGUGUCUAGUGAAGGAGUGACAAAGGACAGCAUCCCGUGCCUCAGUGUUAAAACACGGCCAGUACGAAUGCCGCCGGGCUAUCAAGCAGAUCUUGUUAUUCAGUUGGUGUGGGUAGAUGGUGAGCCUCCUCAGCAAAUUACCAGCCUUUCUAUAAGCUCAGCAUAUGGAAUAGUGGCAUUUGGAAACUGCACUGGGCUGGUUGUGGUGGAUUUCAUACAGAAGACAGUGCUAUUAAGCAUGGGGACCAUUGACCUCUAUAGAUCAAGUGACCUGUACCAGCGACAGCCCCGGUCUCCUCGAAAGAACAGGCAGUUCAUUGCAGACAACUUUUGCAUGCGUGGGCUGUCUAACUUUUAUCCUGAUUUAACGAAACGGAUCCGUACUUCCUAUCAGAGCUUAACAGAGCUGAAUGAUAGUCCAGUUCCCCUGGAACUUGAGCGCUGCAAGUCCCCCACCUCAGGACUUGCCACCAGAACUCCUGAGGCAGCACCAGGCUUUUAUAGGAAUGAAAUGCCCGCUGUGAAACAGAGGAGUCAAGUGCACCACUUGCCAGACCAUGUAAAUGGACACUGCACAAGUCCAACCUCUCAGAGUUGCAGUUCUGGAAAACGUCUUUCCAGUGCUGACGUUUCAAAAGUAAAUCGCUGGGGUCCUGGAAGACCACCAUUUAGAAAGGCACAGUCAGCUGCUUGCAUGGAGAUUUCUUUACCAGUUACAACUGAAGAAACCCGAGAGAAUUCCUAUAAUCGCUCCAGGAGCUCUAGCAUCUCCAGUAUUGACAAAGAUUCUAAAGAAGCAAUUACAGCUUUAUACUUCAUGGAAUCCUUUGCACGGAAAAAUGACUCUACCGUUUCCCCUUGUCUGUUUGUUGGAACUAGUCUGGGAAUGGUAGUACUCAUCUCCCUAAAUCUACCAUCAUCAGAUGAACAAAGGUUUACAGAGCCGGUGGUGGUAUUGCCAAGUGGUACAUUCCUCUCACUGAAAGGAGCAGUGCUAACAUUUUCCUGCAUGGACAGAACUGGCAGUUUAAUGCAGCCUCCAUACGAAGUAUGGAGAGAUCCAAACAACACAGAUGAAAAUGAAAAAACCUGGAAAAGGAAAUUGGUCAUGAACUACUCGUCUUCAUCCCAAGAGAUGGGAGACCAUCAGUAUACGAUAAUCUGCUCAGAAAAACAAGCCAAAGUCUUCUCACUGCCUUCCCAGACCUGCCUUUAUGUUCACAACAUCACCGAGACGUCGUUCAUAUUGCAAGCAGAUGUGGUGGUCAUGUGCAACAGUGCCUGCCUGGCCUGCUUUUGUGCAAAUGGGCAUAUCAUGAUAAUGAGCUUACCUAGUCUUCGCCCAAUGUUGGAUGUUAAUUAUUUGCCACUGACAGACAUGAGAAUAGCACGGACAUUUUGUUUUACUAAUGAAGGACAGGCAUUAUACCUCGUCUCUCCCACUGAAAUUCAACGGUUAACAUAUAGCCAAGAAAUGUGUGAUAAUAUUCAGGACAUGUUAGGCGAUUUGUUUACUCCCAUAGAGACACCAGAAGCCCAAAAUAGAGGCUUUCUCAAGGGACUAUUUGGUGGAAGUGGACAGACAUUCGACAGAGAAGAACUCUUCGGGGAAGCCUCAGCAGGAAAAGCAUCCCGAAGCCUCGCACAGCACAUCCCUGGGCCAGGUAGUAUAGAAGGGAUGAAAGGUGCUGCUGGCGGGGUGAUGGGAGAGCUGACCCGAGCCCGGAUUGCACUUGAUGAGAGAGGGCAGCGUCUGGGCGAGCUGGAAGAGAAGACUGCGGGCAUGAUGACCAGCGCAGAAGCGUUUUCCAAGCACGCACAUGAGCUAAUGCUGAAGUAUAAGGAUAAGAAGUGGUACCAGUUCUAACCUUCGAAAGAAGCUGUGACUGCUUUGAGAAACCAUUAUUCAGGGAAACCAAAUUUAUUCCCAGCAUCACUAUUCAACUGCUAGAAGCCAGUUUCUUCUACAAAAUGUUCCAUUAUAGUCCAUCUGAAGUUAUCAUAAGGGAGACUUAUCAAAGGCAAAGAUGCUGUACAACAGAAAGGCUGGAACCCCUGUUAAAAUCCCAAGAUAAUGGCCGAAUUUGUCUUUCCCCAUGUGGAAUGGAUAUUAUCAUCUUGGCAUGUCAUUUGCUAAGAAUUCAUGUUUGGAAACUAUGGGGAGUCCUUUUGAUUUGAAAUUUCCUGUACAAACAAAAGCAUUAAUGCACUUAAUGAAAAAAAAUUCUUUGCAUGAAAAAUUAACAUCUUAAGAGGAAAAGAAACAAAAGCAUGUUAUAACAGAAGAAAAGGAUUUAUGGUAAACUACUUUCAUGAAUUGGGCCACACCCAACAAUUUUAAAAUAUGCAUUAGAAGAUAUCAAUGCGUUUUAAGUGUAUUUGCCCUACCCAACUGAAAGGAAUCAAAAUAGCCCCAGAAUUUUCUUCUCAUCUGAAACUUUCCUUAGUAUACUAGGACGUUCCUGAAUUCUUACGUCAAGAAUCUGAUUGCAUUUUUCUCUCUCUGUAGUAAUUCACAUCAUUUGCAGCUCUCAUUCAUUCAUAACCAAGGAUUGCCAGGAGAGUGAAGUAUCCCCAACACUUUUCUUUCCACGUCUGCCACCUUCAAGAUGAAUUCCUAGUUUUAGUUAUAAACCGUGCAGGGUUGAAUCACCUCAAAGCAAUUUUUUUCGGCCUGGUUUAUAUUCUACAGAGGAGGUGGCAAUAAGUUUGCAGAAACUAGACUAUAGGAACAGUGCAGUUAGCUUUGAGAACUGAUUUCACAAAGAGUGGAAUUUCACACACCCCAAUUUUAGUUUCCAAAGCGAUAUAUUUUUAAAGCACCAUUUGUACCCUUAUCUGCCAAUUACACAGUAUAUUACUGUUCAGACCCUGUAGGGUCUACUAUCCCAAGGUGCUUUUGCAGCCUGCUAUUCACAGACCAAACUGGUCAUUGUCUUUGAAGUGAUUCAGUAAAGCCUCAGCUAAUGUUUUAGGGAAGAGAGUCUGACUCCUCACACUUCUGAUGCACAAGGGCUUUCAUUAGAACACAUUCUAGGGUCCAGCACUUAUUACUGGAAACCCUUAUGAAAUGUAGAGCUGUUUUAGCUAUCUUGGCCACAGUCAUCAUUAUGGGUAACACAAAUCCAGAGAUAAUUUAAUGAUAUAAAAUCAAUAGCUUUGUCACUAGAUUGAUUAAUAUAAGUCAAAGGCAUGUGUCAGUAAAUACCAAAUACCUUCUAAAAACUCUCAAGGGUAAAGAGCAGCUCGAGCAAGAUAAAACGAUCCGUCAUGACCCAGCAGAGAAGCACUGCAAAGGAAAACAAAGGAAGAUUCCCACUUGCUCUGUUGAACAUGCUUGGAAGUCAGAGUCACGGGACUCCCCUGACAGGAUGCUCUUCCUGUUUUUAAAAUCUUAAAUUAUGUGAUGCGUUCAUUGGGUUUUGAGGUCUUACUGGAUUUGCAUUUGUGUUUAAGAUACGGGCACUUCCUUAAAUCCAACUUAAUAGAUGAAGUUAUUUUUUUUCAUUUGUCUUUUGUUUGUGUUUGAAGUGGUGCUGCCUUUUAAUUUUUCUCAGUGAUUUUGAAGAAAAAGCAGAGAUGAUUAAAAGAACCAGAAAAUGCACACUAGAGUAGCAUUUAUCAGAGUCCUUAAAUUCUGGUUUCUUAAAAUUGUCUGUAAAUCUGCCUCCUGUUAUAGCAUGACUAUAAGAGGACUUGGUUGGAAAUACAGACAAUAUACACAGACAAUAUAUACAGUAAAAUAUUAACGAAAUUUCAAGCCAGGACUUGGAAAACAUUGGCAGCCAAACUGCAACACAAAAUAUAUGCAAUCUCUUUUUUAGGACCCAAGUUUCUGAUUUUUAGCAUUUCUGGAAUUUUUGUUGUUGUUUGUGUGUGUGUGUGUUUGAUUGCUUGUUUGUGUGUUAUUUUUGUCUUGUUUUGGUUUUUGCUUUUCUGAGGCAGGAUUUCUUUAUGUUACAGCCCUGGCUGUCCUGAAACUCACUUUGUAGACCAGGCUGGCCUUGAACUCACAGAGAUCCACCUGCCUCUGCCUCCCAAUGUUGGGAUUACAGACAUGCCCCAAAACACCCAGUGGUACUUUAACAUUUCUACAUUUUAAAGUGACCAGAAGAAUAAGAUAUUUCUUUUAUUUAGAAAUAGUGAUUUUUCAAUCCAAAGUAGCAUUGAAUUCAAUGGCUAGCUCUGAAACUCCCUGUAAUAUGUAACUAGAGAUGUAGUGCAGGGUAGAGUGCUUGCUUGCCCACCAUGUUCAAGAUUAUGGAUUUCAUCAUCAGUACCCCAGGUGUGUGUGCAUGCGCGCGCGCGCACACACACACACACACACACACACACACACACUUGUUCUAUAGCAAGGGUUCUGAAAGGCAGCACCAUCAGCACAAAAUUCUUUGGGAUGUUAGCAGUGUCCUUGGCUUCUGCCCUCUAGAUGCCAGUCAGAAUCUUCUAGUAAUAACAGUAAAAAAAAAAAAAUCUUUUUGACAAAAUUGCUUCCAGCUGAGAGCUACUAUUUUACAUCAUUUAAAGAGACAGACUGUGAAAUGUAUGAUAUGUUUUUACAGAAAAUAGCAUACAAUAAGAGCACAUUUUCUUAGCAAGAGAAGUCCUGCCCUAAAUAUGUGUGUGAUUCAUAUGCAAGAGAGGUAAAUUUUUGGAGAAUUAGUGGACUAACAAUAUAUAGACUAAUUCCAAGCACACACAGAAUACAUCAAGAAGAAUAUCCGUAUUUCACAAUAGACAUGCUUAAAGUUCUGGCUCCAGCAAAUCCAUCAAAAGUUUAUAAAUAGACAUCACUUGGAGUAGUUGCCUCUGCCAUGCUUGAAAAGAACAAGUUCUCGUAAAUAUUUAAAGUUUAAAUAUGCUUACAAAACUGUUUGCCGAAACCUUUCUUAAGGGUAACUGAUGCCACAAACCAACAAUUAGCAGAAUCCAAAUUAAUGAGGUUUUACUGUAUCAAAAUUAUUUUUAUAAUUCAGAAGUAGCAAUAACAAUAAUUUAACCAUGGAUGUGAUUUUUCUCUUUGAACUUUUGCAUUAAUCUUCACACACACACACACACACACACACACACACACGAUCACCUUACCACCACCACCACCACCACCAUUUUUGUCAUCAUUGUCAACUUAAGGAAAUGAUUAAUGUUGGUAAAUAGAAUCUUUUUCAUGUUCUCAUCUCUCUUCUGUUUGGACCAUAAGAAAAACUACCCCAGAAACCUUAAUAGUGCUGCAGAAGAUGACCCUGAGUCUUGGUUCCCAUCAAAUUGCAUUCUGUCUACGAAGUGGCGUCUGGAGAUAAGGCUUGUGAAGCUCCAUCAGGACAAGGUGACUUUAUCCCUUAUUCCUUCCUCAACAGAGAAGCCUUUCCCGGUGUUCCUGCAGAAAUGAACCUUUUAUUCUAUUCAUCGAUAACAAAAGACAUGUUUGUUUCCCUGCUUCUCACAGUAAUGUAAGCCAUGAUCCCACUGUGAAACCACCCAUUUGUCUUGGGUUUGGGGAGGGCGAUUGACUUAGCAAGCAUUUCAAUCCCCCGAAGAUGUGCAUUUCUGACUUAGCUUGUCUGAGUCUCAGACUUAGCACUCAAGCACCAUGAGGGUCAUUGUGUGACAUCAACUUCAAGUGUACAGUGACAAAACUGAGAAGUUGUCUAGCAAUUCUAUCGCAGAAACAUUUCUCAAAUCCUUUGGAAUUGAUUCUCAAUAAAAUCUGUCUCUACUCCUCAAAAAUGUAAAGAGACCUUAAAAGGUAAAGUUCCCUUUUAUAUGUCCCACCAAUAGCAUUUUAAAGGUAUUGUUUACCCAUUAUCUGUGCCAGUCUGAGAAAAUAAAAAGUACGAUUAGGCCCAAUAUUGGUUGAAAUUAAGGUAGGUUCUUUGAGAUACUAAGCUGUCAGGCAUUUGGACAGAAUAAUAAAAUGAAGCUAGCCCAGAAAGGAAAACAAUAUUUCCCUUGGCCUAUGACUAGGAUAUUCUUUGUACCACAGGCUUCCUUGGGGGGAAUGUACAAACACCAUUCCCUUACCACACUGAUUCACAGAGAGCAAUGACAUAGAAAGCCAGCAUGUCAGAUCCGGUCCAGCUCUCAGUGUGUUAGGAGAAACAACAGCUUUGCAGCUUCUUCACCUACAGUUACUCAGCUCCAUCUUAGGUGGUAGUACUGUGUAUCCACACAACCCAGGUAUCAGAGAUGAUCAUCAACCAACAGGUUGACCAUUGUCUCUCAUAUGCAAGAUUCCAGGAAGCAUGUGCUAAAAAGUCUAGUAUUUCUAUCUACUGGCCUGAAUAGUAUAUCUGUCUUCCUGAAUAGAAGACAUCAGUAAGGUCUCAUCUAGAAACAGGACAGAGGGUAUAGCGUGGGGGAAACCUGUGGGUAUGAGGAGGGAUAUGAGAGUCUGAGGGAAGUGAGGAGGUUUUGAUACAACCAAAACAGAAUGCCUUUAUUAAUAUUUUUUUUCUGGAAGAGUGAUAGUCAGCCUUGGCUGUAUAUAACAGUCAUUUGAGAUUUUUAAAAUUCCAAUGAUUUCAAAAUGUCUUAGACUGGGAAAGGAACUCAGUAUUCUUGAAAGCUCUAAACAUGGGUCCAGUGUCCAGCCAACCUUGGGUAACCACUGCUUUAUGAACUGACUAAGAAAGACUCUUGCCUUCAUUGGCUGAUUCUUAGCCCCUUCCUAGGGACCGGGGAAGACAGAAUGUAAAAGAGACAGUCUUAUCUUGAUUGGCAUUUAUUCUGUGACUCUCACAGAACAAAAGUGAGUGUACAUUUCUAACCAGUCAACUCCACUAAGUCUUUGUAACUCUGUAAUAUUACUGUGUGACUUGAUUUCAGUUAUUUAAGUCAAGGAUGUAAAUUUUGACUGUCUUUUAGAUAAGACACUAGAAAUAUCAUAAAAUCAGCAGUAUAAAAGGCUAAAUGGUAAAAUUAAUCUCAAUAUCUAGACAUUGGAAAUUCCCCAAAACACUCACUAAAUCCUCUGAAGUUUAUUAGGCACCCUUCUCCAGGAGCAGACAUGUUGAGAGGCGCCUGCUCUGCUGUGGGUGUCCUGCUGGACCUGAGGUUAGCAAACAGGGAGAACAACUCUUCCUUGUUUUAUUGCUAUUCCUAAAGCUCCCAGGGCCACUUGAAUUUGUUCUUUGACUUAUGGGGUAUGUGCAUAAAUGGAAAAAUCAUAAUCUGAGAACAAGUGCCCUGAAAAAGUGCUCACACUCCAGCAAGAAAGAGUCCAGCCAGUGGGAGGCAAUGACACAAAAACACUCCGAGUCCUCUCCCUCACGCCACUUCCCCUCUCAUCUUGGCCCACUGUUCUCAACAGCAAAGCCAGAAGAUGAACUAGGUGGUGGUUUUGGAUAGUUGUACACAGUAUCAAAAAUCUCUAAUAACCUAUCACGUUUAGUACUGAAUUAUGCGAUGUUUUACUCUAGGAAAUAACAGACAGGUGACACCAUUGAUGAAUCUUUCUCUCAUCUUCAGAAUUUUUGCAUCUUUUCAGAAAAGGACAAAUUACUAUUUUUCUGUUGCAUUCAGCAAUUGUGACUAUACCUAAAAUUCUUGUAGUCUGUAGAGAUAUCAAUAAAAUUGUAUAUGUUUGUACAUAGAUGCUCUCUUAUGUCAUGAUGUCAUAUACUAAUGAUUUUUGCCAAGAUUAAAUAUAUAGAGGUAAAACAUUCAUUUGCAAAGUGUUAACUGUAGUUUUACCAAGAAUGGAUGUUUUUAAAAGACAUGGAGGGGAUGAAGAGAACACACUGAAUUGAGCAAAAAGCAGAAAACAAAAUCUAAGUUCCCUAGAUGUAUACAGAUUCUGUUUAAAUUUAUGGAUUGACUCGGGUUAGAAAUACCUAUUCAGAUUUUCUAUCAAAUUGCAGACAUGUGUAAGAGUUUAGUGAAAAUUUAAAGACAAACUGUAAGGCUAUUGAUUAACUGGGACCUGCGGUGGAAUAAAUAUAAAGGCAAACUUGAUAACAGUGCCCACAAGACACUGUGGUGGUGCAAGGACUUACACCUCAGGGUGGCCUUGACCGCCUUCCUGCUUUUACAGCUCAAGCUGGAAGAAUGAGUCUGCUGUGAGUUUAUGCUUCCAUCUAGUGGUCAUGGAAUCCUCUGAUUUGCUCUGCUCUCACCAGCUGGUUGAUUCUCCUUCUGGUAUUUUCCUAUAUGGUGGCCUUAGCCAACUGAUCGUAUUCUUCUUCCAAAGUUCUAAUUAUCUUAGGAAAAUUCUUCCUCCACCACAAGCUUUCUUCUAUAGCUGAAAGGAACGACAACUAGCCUUGGGCUAAAAAAUACUUUUGAGUAAAAGAAAAAGGUAUAGGGCCUUUUAAAAUAUAAAUGCUAGUCUCUAUUUCAGAUCUGUCUCAGCAGAAUCAGUUUGUCUUUCUGUGAUGACAACAUAAGUCCACAAAACUCUGUUCUCCAUUUUCUUCUGCUUCCCCCCCCCCCUCGUCUCCCUUCCUCUGUCAUUCCGUUCCUGCCUCCCCUGCUCCCUCACUCCCAUUCAACAGGACUUCCUUCCUCAAGCCGCUCCUGCCAUCUGCUCUAUUUAAAGGGCAAGCCCAGCACUGGGGCAGGUUAGCAGUGGCAAGCUCACAUAGAAGUGGGUACCACAGGGGUGAAGUAAGAGGUGCACCCACAGAGCUGAGCGGGGGGAGGGGCAGCUGAGACUUCCCUGGUCAGUGACCUUGGAAUUUGAGGUCGUCUUUGAAGCAGGGCAGAGGCAACCCCUUUGGUUCUGGAGGGUGGCCACAUUCAAGGAAUUGAGCAUUUAAAUAAAUUCAUUGAGGACAUGGGAGCCAAGUUUCUCACAGAGACUGCAGAAGGGUAUACAAUUAAAAGAAAAACCUAAAAUGCUUUAAAUUUUGGUGCUUCUACAUAUAGCACGGUAACUGGGGCUGUAACUUUUAUGCUCAAAAUGGAUAAAGAAGAGGACUUUUAAGUGUUCCACCACAAAGAGGUGACAGUUGAGGGGGUGAUUAUGCUAAGGAUGUACAGGACUAUCAAAUAUUCCCUGUCAGUAUAGUUAUUAUGUCUCAAUUUAAAAUAAUAAAACUUCUUAAAGAAGAAAAGGUAGGAAAACUCUUGUAAUGUCGAAUACAAUUGGUUAUCAGUGUGAACAUGAUUGUCCAUAUAUAUAUAUAUACAUAUAUAUAUAUACUAUACAUAUUUAUAUAAUUGUAUCUAUAUAAAUAGCUAUAUACAUAGAUACACAUAUAAAUAUAUAUUAUAUGUGUGUGUAUGCAUGCUGAAAAGGUGUGUAUAUGUUGUAUAUAAAUAUUUCCUAAUUCUGAACACUGAAUAGACAGAAAGAUACAAAGCAAUCAAGACAAUUAAUGCUGGAUUAUGAUUUCCAAGUAUUCUUUCCUGCUAAUGGGCUAGAGCAUCAUGAAGAGUGACUGGUUCAAUUCUGGAAUAUAGUCUGUAUCAGAAGGUGAAGUAUUCGAUGAAAGAUAGCUACGUUUCAGAAGCACUCAAAAACAGCUUGAAAGAGCUUACACAGGCCAAGUCAAGGAUAAUUUAACUAUAAAACAUAGUAAUAGAAUAAAAUAGGAACCCAUGAAUUCACACUGAUAAUAAGUAAAUAUGGAAGAGAGAAAGUUAUUCACACAAUCAAAUGCCAGCUAAUAAGUGUAAAUGGAAUUUAAAAGUUGCUGUUAGAUAACCAUUGUUAUAAUAUGUUGGGCGGUAUAUACCAGUUAGUGCUCAAGCUAAUGGGGUGAAGUAGGAUCUCAGUAGAGAAUGAUUUACAUCAUCUCCAAGUGUCUUCAAAACUGUUAAACAUUAAAAGACAUUUACACCAAAAAAACAUGGAAGAUACCAUAUUUGUUAUUGAGGGACCAAAGUCCUGUCACCAGUGAUGGGGCAAAUCAACAUCCUGUUCUGCCUUUGACAAGAACACAGCAUCCCUGCCAAGAUGCAAGCUAGGUCUCGUCCUGUGGAAAUGUUAAAUAGAACUACACUUGGCAAUUUCUAAAUACGGCUGCCCCCUAGGAAGUUUGGUAUAACAAAAGAUGAGGAAAGACAGAUAUUCCAGAUCUAGGAAGCCAAAAUCCAUGACAACUGCAUGUAAUACAUGAUCAUAGAUUGAAACAUUUUGCCAUAGAUGUCAUGACAUAAAUGGAGCAAUUAUCAAAACUCGAGUGUGGUUUCCCACUGGAUUAUGAUUCUUUGUACCAUUCUUGAAACUUUUAUUUAGAUUUGAGCUGAUUUCAAAAUAAAGUUAUAAAAAUAAAAAUUUUGAAUUUGUUGUAUUACUUUACACUUCAGUAGCAUUAUCUUAUGUCCUCCAGAGCAAAUAAAUAGCUGUUUGUGGCUGAAGGAGAGGGCUUUGUGGAUUGUUUGGAAACUCAGACAUUAUGUAAAUAUUUUUAAUGUUUUUCUUUAAAUUUUCACUGUGUAUAUUUACAGUACAUAGAUAUGUUAUAUAAGAACCUUUUCAUGCAGAUAUAAAGUUUGUGUUGAACAUA